Molecule: messenger RNA, 1291 nt
Organism: Lentinula edodes (shiitake mushroom)
Lineage: Eukaryota; Fungi; Basidiomycota; Agaricomycetes; Agaricales; Omphalotaceae
Product: glycoside hydrolase
Exons: 11
Coding region: 346-1086 (246 amino acids)
Source: RefSeq, a predicted model, not a curated record
UGAAAUUUCUCCGUGUGAUACCGACCCCCCAGGCAUAUUGUUGACCUGGUUGCUGUGGUAUCAGCAAUUUGCCGUACCAGGUCAUAUCUCAAUACUUUUUGAACGUCCUACAAUUCAGUCUUCAAUGCUCUGAUGACCUCAAAGGUUGUAAGACCGGUCAAAAUGCAUAUGUUCCAGCUCCAUUUUCAUCCGAAAGUGUUCCGCCAGCUUUAAAUUAAACCGAGAAUCAACCACUGUGCAGUCCAGUCUUAGCUUGCCGAGACUCCUUUAUUGGCCUUUAAUAUGGAAAGGUUUGGGAUAUAAGAACUCGUUGAAAGUUUAGUGUCUUGCUAUCGGUAACAGACCAUGCAGCUGUCUCUUGCUCUUGCUUCCUUGGCCGCUGUCGUGUCGCGUCUUCCCCAGGUCUCUGCCCACGGGGGCGUCCUGUCCUAUAAAUUUGGUUCUGCAACUUAUCAAGGUUUUGUACCCUACAACACGCCCGUAGGACAGAGCUCUAUCCAACGCGAAUGGGACACGUAUAAUCCUAUCACAGACCCUACUGAUCCAAGCCUGUCCUGCAACAUCAACGGCGCGACACUAGCAGAACAACUGUCGGCCACCGUCGCUGCUGGUACCCAAGUCACAGCUUAUUGGAAUGCUUGGCCACAUACCAUCGGACCUGUCAUGGUCUAUAUGGCGGCUUGCCCUUCUGGCUGCACUAACGCCGACACAUCCACUCUGGAGUUUUUCAAAAUUGACCAAGCCGGUCUCAUUAGCGGUGAUCUUGUUACAGGCCUAUGGGGCAUGGGAGAGCUCGUCCAGAAUAACAAUUCUUGGACUUCCACUAUCCCAGCUUCCUUGGCUCCUGGAGAGUAUAUGAUCAGACAUGAGUUGUUGGCCAUCCACACCUCAGACCAACCUCAAUUUUACCCGGAAUGCGCUCAGCUCAUCCUUACUGGAAGCGGAACCUCCACACCGUCUAGCUCGUACCUCGUCACGUUCCCUGGUGCCUACUCUGCCUCUGAUCCUGGAGUCACCAUUGAUAUUUAUUCCAACGAGAAUGAGACUAACUACACCAUUCCCGGGCCCGCUGUUUGGUCCGGAUGAGAUGUACGAGCAUGGGUGUCCAACGUGUAUCGUAAUUCACAGAUAGCAAUUGCGUUUCUUUUGUCUUUAUCUUCUCAAAUAUCUUCCAGAUUUCGGAGAUUCUACAUUUUCAAGAGCGUCGUUCAAGUCGUAUGUAGUUUCUUAGUCUGAAUUACUUACAUACUGUACUUAUCAGCGCUUAUUUAUUCGCGAAAUUUUUCCCAAC